Molecule: messenger RNA, 2454 nt
Organism: Nezara viridula (southern green stink bug)
Lineage: Eukaryota; Metazoa; Arthropoda; Insecta; Hemiptera; Pentatomidae
Source: the annotation of a GenBank genome assembly
UUUAAAGAUGAUAAGAACAAAUAUUUAAAAAAACGAGACUGGCGAAGAAAAUACUGACCUUGCAUUGCAUGGCCAGGCAGAUUUCUCCGAGGAAGUAAAUAGUGCUGUUAUUGUACUUGAGUCAGCUUUCACAGAAAAUUUAGCUCGUGUCGGAUCAGUCCAGAGAAACUUUUAAUGGUGAAUAAAUCAGUUGAAUAUUAACUUUUUUUUUUCUUUGGCUGUAUUGGCGAUAUAAACGAGAUAAAACACUGAUAAACCACUUAUGUGCAACCAGGAAGGACAAACAAUUCAGCAGAUGAAGAUUAGUGAAUACUAGCAAUAAAACUAAAAAGAUUAUUGGUUGUUAAUAGCUUUACAUUUAUAAUUGUAUUACACAAAUUAAUUACAUCGUCCUUGAGUGAAGAAUCAAAAGAACAUUAUAUGAUGUACUCUAUUCACAUAAAAUUAUGUUAAUGCUCACACCUCUAGCAGUUCCCUUAUCCCUGAACCGAACUGUAAUCCAUGGCAACAUGAAGAAAAAAGAAGAUAUAAUAAUAAAUACUUGUACUAAGAAGUCUGACAUCUUAUUAUAACCUCAUAACUAUUGAAGAUAUUAAGGGAAUAACUAUGUCUCUUAAAAUUUCUUUUUGGGAUACAGUUAUCUCAAAAUAUCAAAGUGUGGGUCCUCGAACAUUACUGCUUUACUUGCAUAUAGCAGUGCUCUUAAUUGCCCUAUGGAGUCUCUGCAUUUUUUCAUUUAUAAUAUUAACUACAGAUAUAGAUUUUUCUAGGGACAUAUAUUUCAAGCAAGGAUUUGAGAAUAAAGAAUUUCUACUCAGUGUAUGGGCAACAUUUUCUCACAUAAUAUAUUUUGGAACUUACUCAUUAAUAGAUAUAAUUGCCAUUUGUGCGAAAAAAUCUGAACGAGCUCUGAAGAUAAGAAAAAUACUCUACAAUGUAGCUGAUUAUUUCCUGUUUUCUUUAGUUUUUCCUUUGACAGCUGUUACUUCGUUUUUAUUUUGGGCAUUGUACUAUUGGGAUAAAGAACACAUGUAUCCUAAACAACUGGACAUGUUUCCGGACUACUUAAACCACAUGAUGCACACUUACCCUCUGCCAGCGAUUAUACUUUACAUGUUCACUCACGUGAGGAAAGAACCCAAUAAGUACAAAACUUUGCCACCUUUGAUCUUUUUACUGAUUGUAUACAACCAACUUAUCUUUAGUAUUCGUAGAACGAAAGGAGUAUGGGUCUAUCCAGUUUUUGAAUUUUUGACCUUUUCACAAGUUCAAGGGAUUGCAGCUUUCACUUUGAUAGCUUCAAUAGUUUGCCAUUUCCUUGGUUAUUAUUUAUUCAACAUACUAAAAGGUAUACGUUCAUCUAUUGAUUCGAAAUUGAAGGAAAUGGAAAAAAUGUCUGCACUGAGACAGAAAAAGCAGUAAUUUAAAAUUUUAACAAACAUUUAUAAAGAACUGUUCUGAUAUAUAUUUGAAUGACUGAACACUCUUUCUUUAUUAUUCUUUUGAAUAUAUAUAUAUGUAUUCAAUAUAUAUAUUAGGUUAAUAUAAAGAUGUAUUUUUUAAAGUUUCAUCAAAGAAUGUUAUAUUUAAAAUUUUAUUAAAAAGAAAAAAUGAAUAGUGAAAUUUCCUAAAGACCCUUAAUUCUGGAAUAGAUAUUUCAGGUAGUCUAUUUUUGUAACAGUUAGUAUUUUGUAGUUCUCCAAAAAAUGUAAAUUUUAUAUUAAUAUUGAAGUGAACUGCCAAUUAUUUGUUGAAAUACCUACUUUGUUUCAAAGAGUAGAUUCUUUUGCCUUCUUAUGUAUAUAUAUUUUUUUACUCAAUUAAAACCCUGAUGUAAACAUUUAUGUACUUUUACAAUUAAAAAUCGUACCACACCAUAAAUUUUUAAAUAUGGUUAUCAUACCGUUUGUACAUUAGUGGUUUAAUAACCUGUUGUAAUAUAGUUUUUGUUUAUUUCAAUAGCAUGUAGUUUUAUUUAUCAUUUGACUUUUUUUUUUAUAUUCUACAUUCCAAAAUUAUCAGUCAGCUGAUGUCUGAGUGUUCUGUUGGACAUGUUGAAACAAGAUGUACAUUAUUGCUGUCUACACCAGUAAUAGUUAGUGGUGAUAGAAAACCUGAUGGAAUAUUUGUAAUUUAUUUUAUUAAAAUUGAAACCUCAAUAUACUUUGUCAAUAACAAUAUUCACAAUUGUACUGAUUUUAAAUUCUUAAAACAAAAAGGUAUUGCAAUUUUGGAAAUAUUUGUCAAAACAUUUAGUGGAAAUUAUGUGAUACUAAUAAAAGGUCAUUCAUUUUUAUUGAACCCCAACUAUCAGUAUAAGAUUACUAUUGAAAUAGUUAUUAAGUCAAUCAAGAGCUCUGUGUUGAAUGAUAUAAGCUCAUGAUUCUUUAAUAAUAUAAUUAUUAUUUUUUAUAAUACAUUUUGUAAAUUUGUAAAUACAAUUUUUUUGAAUAA